Molecule: messenger RNA, 872 nt
Organism: Rhipicephalus microplus (southern cattle tick)
Lineage: Eukaryota; Metazoa; Arthropoda; Arachnida; Ixodida; Ixodidae
Source: RefSeq, a predicted model, not a curated record
CGCUUGUUUGCCUUCUAUAUAAUACGACACGGUUGGCGUGCGCGUGUGCGAACGUAGCGUAGUAUCGGUGUCAGAACUAGUCGACACGCUGUAGAAAUACUUCUCGCAUCACAUUGUUGCCAUCUACGUCCCUCAAUUCGCUUUCACCGUGGGAGGAUCAUCACUUGAGGGACAUGCAGUCGGUUAUGUUCCUUCUGGCAGCUGCAGUGGCUUGCUUCAUUCUCAACGAAGAGAUCUUCGCGCAAAAGAUGAUCCUCAUGGAGAAUUUCGAUCCUGCACAGGUGGAGGGCGUUUGGUACACUGUCGGAAGGACCGGCGCUCUCUACAACGACUCGGCGUCCUGCACCAAGUACGAAGUGAAACACGAGAACGGCAGGAUUUAUGAGGUGGUGCUCAACUACAGGGACAAGUCGAAUGCGGUAGUGAAGAAUGCGUUUCGCGUGGUGGAAGAUUCCGACCACCCGGCCCAGUUCUUUUUCGCGGAUAAAGGCCGGGUUUUGUGGAACACCCCGAAAAUGGCUUUACGGACCCCUGAGGUCCGUGGACGCCGCUUGAGGACCACUGUUCUAAAUGCCGCCGUAUACGGCCAGAAAGUUGCAGUGCGGUUUUUGGGGUCCGACUACAAGAACUGGAAUGUCUGCUUCGGCUACGUCUACGGAAACAUACCUGUGUACGGCAUUGGUUCUAGAGCGCCUGUGCUGGAUCCCAAGUACAUGGAGGAGGCCAUGGCCGUAAUGAAGAAAAAUGAUAUCACCACUGUCGAAAAAUGCACACCAUUCUAGAAUACGUACGCGAACAAAAGCAUUAAACGUGGUACGUACUGAGCACUUCGACGUAAUAAAUGAUGGUAAUGUGGCAACUAUCUCAACAGA